Messenger RNA from Porites lobata, 7347 nucleotides. The record is from the annotation of a GenBank genome assembly. Lineage: Eukaryota; Metazoa; Cnidaria; Anthozoa; Scleractinia; Poritidae.
AUGUCUCGUCCUUUCAAUCCUUCCACGGCUGUCCUACACAUUCGAAAGGUGAAAAUACUUGGAGUAAUUUUGCUUCUGUUGGUAACGGUUUAUUUGAUAACUUUAUUGCUGACGAAUGAGUGGAACCCAGGUGAAGUAUGGCUUGUACAUGUUAAAAUACAUGUAUUUGUUUAAUAACUAAAUCUGAGAAAAGUCUCCUUCAGCGUAAAGCAACCUCUCCACAUAAGAAAUAGUUCAUAAAAAUAAUAAAAAUGACUCUGAUUAUUGGUAAGUGCUGAUGAUGAGCAGUCUAAAAGUAAAAAGUGAGUAAAGCAUAUUUUUCGUCAGAUUGAAUAUACAGAAAAGAACACUUAGAACCAGGGGCAACCAACGACGGUUUUCUCCUAAACAAGUCCAUUGAGAAUACUUUUUAGACUAUCCAGAGUACUUUUAGAUCUCUACAAAUGCAUUCUAAGCGGCGCUAUAAAAUUCAGUGAAUUUGUUCGGUGAUCUUUUCCAAACUACAAGGUCUUCAGUAUUAUUUUCCCGAAAAUUUUAGAUGAAAUUUGUAGUUUUACGAAAGCGAGCAUUUUCUGAUUCCUCUCCCCAUCGCCAAGCUCUAGAAAAUUCUAGGCAAUUUUUGCUUCUUCGAACAGAUAUUUUACAGAAAACAAUCGUUGGGUGCCUCCUAUAGAGCCAUGUAUUUCAAUCAUCAUGAUAAGGGAAAAACAACAGAAAACUUUGGUCUAUAUUUUCCGUGUGCGUUUUAAGGGAUUUCAGAAACCCUUCCAACGCAAAAAAAAUCCUACUUGCAUUUGAAAAUGAACAAAUAGCUUCAGAAGAGGAUAUCAAUUAAAAGGCUUUCCAUAUUCUUCUCCGUAUUGUAAUGACUCUCCAUCAUUGGGGAACACGGCUAAUCGUUUUCAUAUCUGUCAUGUUCAACACGAGUUCGUGAAAAAUUGGUAAUGUACACAAAAUAAAUUUAGAACAAAAAAGUCUCAAGUUAACACAUUUAUUAGACAACUGAUUGCAUGGACGGAUUUUAUUUUUUUUUUCCGGUAAUCUUUUAUCACACUUGACGUGCAAUUCACCUUAGUCAAGACAACCAAACCUGCCGUAGGAUAUGCUGAAAAACAAGACAAGGUAAGUUGGGGUUUCAAAGGCAACAUGGUGAGUUAUUUACAGAAUUAUAUUAAUAUCAUUACGGUGAGUUAUAAUUAGUCAUUGGUUAGCUACCAAAUCAUGAAAUUUUAAUAUUUGGCAUUCAGAAUAUAUUGACAUUUCGAAAUUUUACGUACAGAAUAUUGAAAUUUUAAGUUUUGACAUUCUAAAAAAAAUUCAAGAUUCUCCAUUACAAAUCUUGAAAUGUCUCAAGAUUUUGAAUACCAAUUAGUGCUUUAAAUACAACAUUGACAUAAAGUGCACUUUUUUACCCACACAGGCUGAACAGGGCAUGAAACAAGCAAACUAAGUCGGAUCAUUUUACGUUUCUGGGAAACGUUCCACCUACCCCUCCCCUAAACCAAUAUUUUGCCUUAAGUGAGAAGUAAGUGUUAAUGUUGGCCUAGGGGAGGGGUAGGUGGGCAGUUUCCCAGAAACGUAAAAUGAUCCACAAAGUCUUCUACCUACAACUCCAGCCGGUCCGUACUACCUUUACCAUGGCUUAAUUCUUUAGUAUAGCUAAGACUUUGUCGACACGAAUCCAUUUAAAAGACAUUAAACGAUCUCGCUAACAAAACGAUUCUUAGAGAGGAUAAAAUCGUGACAGAUAAAUAUUUACCUGCGUAGCAAGCGUUUCCGUUACGGAAUUUUCGGUUUAGGCCGCGCGAAACCGCACAGAAACGCCUUUGCUAUGCAGGCUAGAUAAACAUCAUUCUCAUAUACUAUUAACACCUGUAAUAAUACGACGUGAUUUAACCUACCUUGAGUUCUUUUUCAGCAAUGCCUGCAGUUUUAUCUACUUCGGGCAAGGUCCUGACCACUUCAACAUCUAUGGAGGAAGUAAAUACCUCUUAUUAGCCUUAUUAGCGAAGCGCGUGGGCCAUAAAUCGAUGGAAAAAAACGAGGAUCCGUAAUUUACAGUACGGACCCAAAAAACGAGGCUAAUAAGAUGUUUAUUAUAUGGCUUCUUCCUGUUUAGGGGACCGGAAACAAGUGUAGGACGCACGAUUUGACAGUCAUUUGACAGGUGUCAAAAAAGAAAGUUUUUAUUGGCGCACGAAAACAAUAUCACAUAACAAAGGCUUUCCGAGAAAGUAAAAACAAAUUCACCAUGUUAAAAAAGUUUAUUCGGUCAAAACUAAGAGCACUGUAAGUUUUAGCUCUUUAGUGUAACGCUGGAGUAUUUUGAAAAUCGCACACUGUGUCUGUCUAGAAGUCGUUUCCAUCUUUCCCCCGUUUGUCCUUGUGAAAAAACACUGCAAAAGGCAAAGAAGCUUUUCAAGGUAAGUUUGUUGUCAUUGUCGAAGGAUGUGCAUUAUCUUGGAUGAUUCUGGUCAAUGCUUAAUUAAAAAUUGAUCAAUAAAUGAAUCAAUCAAAAAAUUUAUCAAUCAAUGAAUAUAUUAAAAAUUAAAAAUUAAAAAUAUUAAAAAUUAAAAUUAAAAAAAAAAUUGAAUAUCAACAUGCCAAGAACUGGUUUUAUUUAGUUGGUAGUAAUAUCCUAAUUAAAUAAGCUCCCACAUCUUGAGAGCCAAAGAUUAGACAUAAGGGUUGCCUCUCAGCCAGUGUCACAUUUAUUGGCAAGAAUGUUGUCUCAAUAACUAAUAAUUUCUCAGCAAAAACAAUCAUUACCAAGGUUUGGUAUUUUACCUGAAUCGCACAUAAUAUUUAAAACUGUUAAGAAGCUUUGGUUCCAGGAUAAUUUUCUGGAGGGCCGCAAAAUAAUAGUAAUGUGAAGACAUUUAUUCAAUCUAGAAUCAAGUACAGUUGCAGUCUCACCUUCAAUGUGGCUUCGUUUUGAGGAAGGAACUGGUUUGUGGAUGAUGCCUCUCUCUGUCCUUUUUUACAAACGGUAGAUGCACUAUCCCUGUAAAAGAAAAUAGAUACAUACAUUCAAAACAACUGAUUAACUCAAAAUAAGACCGCCAGCAAACAGAUUGAACAGACAUUUUAUGCAUUUACCUUCUUCUUGUCUCGAGCGAUAGAAGAUGGGCAGCAAACAUGGAAUCGUUGUCGUAUCCGCACUUGAUCCUCGUAGAAACCCAAGAUUAGAAAAGUGUUCCAUCCAACGAAAUCCUUUUACGAGUCUUACGCCAGAACUGAAGCCUCGCUGAGUUGCUAGCGAAGAUUUUCUUGCGGCCGCUUCCUGAUCGGCGACCGCCAUGAGAGGACAUUUGUUACCUCCAAACAGUUGACCUCAAAUAAGCCGUUGAUCAGAGUCAUUGAAACAAAAACACACAGGAACCUUCUAAAAGGGCUGUACAAUAGUAACUAACGUUUAACUAUGCGAACUGUUAACGGAUGGCUGCGAUAAAUAACGAUAAACUCCUGAUAUUGAAUCACCCGCAGAACUUGAAAAAGUUGGCGAACGUUUUCAAGAUGUAACGCUUCAUCGCGCACAUGCGCAGUGUGUGACAUAGCUCCUUUAAUUGCUUUUUGUCUUUCUGCCUGUUCAUUCUCGUCUUCAAUGGUGAUCUGCGUUAAAAUUUUCAAACACUGACUAGAAUUCUCUUCCUCGGUAAGGUUACGAUUCAGUUUCUACAACAGCUUCGUUCUCAUUAAAACAAAGCUAGGUUAAAAUUUGGAACGUAAAGUCAACAUCUCAGUCCUCAGGGUUUACAUACAUAUUUCAAAGUUUAUUCGGUGGAAACUACGAGCACUGUAAGUAUUCACUCGUUAAUGACGCUGGAGUCUUUUGAAAACUGGACAUUAUUGUGUCUGGCUCGAACUCGCUUCUAUCAUUCUUUCGUUGGUCUUUGAAAAAGCACUGCAAAUGGCAAAGACGCUUGUCAAGAUGAUCGGGUGCAGGUAUGUUUCUUAUCAUAUUUGUUGAAGGGAUUACUCAUUUUCUCCAAGGCAAAACGUCUCGAAUCUCUGCCAGUCGAUUUUCGUAUUCUUAACUGUGUACCACGAUAAAAUUUUCAAACACUGACUAGAAUCCUCUUCGAUAAGAUUACGAGUUAGUUUCUUCAUCGCCUUCGUUCACAAAUAAACACAGUUUAAAAUGUUGAAGGCCAAAGUCAACAUCCAAGUCCUCAAGGUUGACAGGCGUCUUAUAACUUUAUUUAAACAUUUUUUCCACGGUAAAGAGAUUUUGACCUCCAAAAUGAGCACUUUUUUUAAACGUUUUGGUCCGUAUAGCAAGUUACGGACCGCAAAUUGACCAAUAGCAUGGCGAAAACAGACUCAACCAUAUAAUGAAGUCAGUUACAGGGACAACAAAGAUGAAAAAUAAAGAUUAUUAUCGAGUUAAAAUAAAGCCUCAUUUUAAUUGCAUUUUUUCACCAAUAGUGCGGACAAUGAAAUCGGCCAGCGGACGUCAAAUUUCCACAAAUCCUUGGCCUGCCGCACCCUUGGUGUUUCCUUGACAAGAGUCCUUGUUGAGUCAUCACCGCUGGCAAAUAUCAAUUCUGACAAGAGGACCGAGUACCGAGGACGACUGGGAACAGGCCUGCGAAAAUUCCGUAACGGACACGCUUGCUACGCAGGCUAAUAUUUAUCUGUCACGAUUUUAUCCUCUCUAACGAUCGUUUUGUUUGCGAGACUUCUGACAGGUUCUGUUUAACAGCCAAAAAUCAGACGAUCGGUGAUGAUACAAACGGGCAAAGAAAAGGUUACCAUGUCCCUAGUUUCCAGUGCCCUUCGGUUCGCUUCAUAGAGUAAUUGCGCCUCGCACUGCCACAUGUUCCUCCAUCGCAAGAUAACAGUAAUUAACGAUAUCAUUGCUUAAAAAGAAAGCCAUUGGACCUACCUGCUAAAUUAACUAACGACUGAUAUUCGACCGACAGUUGACCGAUAUACCACCGACAGUUGACCGAUAUGUCACCGAUAUAUGACCGAUAGUCGGUCGGGGUGCGUCGUCGAAAUAUCGACCGAUACUCGGCCGAUAGUCUAUCCCACGAUCGACUGACUAUCGACCGACUGUCCACUGACUAUCGACCGACUAUCGACUGACUAUCGACCGACUAUCGACUGACUAUCGACCGACUAUCGACUGACUAUCGACCGCCGACUAUCAACCACUAUAUCGACCGAUAAAUCGAUCGACACUACCUACAGUAAACAAGAUCUUAAAGAAAGAUAAAUUUGAUGGAAAUCCAGGAAGCAGAUAUUGAGAGUAAUAUUCUUCUCACAGUACCCUGCUAGCAGUGGUUUCUCCAGGCCGGACGCUGGAGAAACCACUGCUCGCAGCGACCAUUAAGAUGAAAUGUUGUUACAGUAAUGAAAUUGUGAAAGAUUGAUCGGAAAUUUAAAAAGUGCGCGAAACUAAAGCUAUUCAGUUUUCUAGUUUUCUUCUAAGAAUGUCUUGAGUAGGUCGAGAAUUCUGGGCUAAAAUGAUAGAAGUUAAAAUACACACAAUUGAUCGAUUUUAGUGGCAACUGAAUGAAAAUACGCACAACUGAUCGAUAAUACAACAACUGAUCGAUUUUAGUCACAACUGAAUGAAAAUACGCACAACUGGUAGACUGUACAAGCCGAGUUUACGCUGAUCAAUAGUAUAGUACCCGAUAACUGUUAGAUAAUAAACUGAUUGAUUAUUAGCAAAACUGAUCGAAAUUUGAGACAGCUUACCAUGGUUGAUUACGGAUCAUAUACAUCCAUUUAAACACGACGGAUUACCGAUUGAUGAUAUGAAAACUUAUGCCGGCUGAUCGAUAUUACGUAUCUGGUAGAAAAUUAGCACAAUAUAGUAAUAUUUUAAUUGAUCGAUAACUGGUCGGUAAACCCGAUCUGCAAAAGUGAUUGAUUGGAGUUCAUAGUAAACUAUUAAAAGAUUGUUCUUAAUAAUGACGACGAAAAAGCAAUAAUGAAAGGAUCAUCAGUCCUUCUUUCCGAUUUUCAGCGCUUAUAUCCAUGAUUCAGAACAGAAAAAGAUUAAAAAUUUAUAACCAAUGAAAAAAAUAAUUUCGAAACAAACGGCGCGCCAUACCCACUUACCCCUCCCCUAAGCCAACAUUAACACUUACUUCUCACUUAGGGCAAAACGCUGGCUUAGGGGAGGGGUAGGUGGGUAGUUUCCCAAUCCGACUUUGUUUGUUUGUUUCAUGCCCUGUUCAGCCUGUAUGUGUAAAAAAAUGCACUUUAGAGCGGUUUUCACUUGACUGUCGUAAAACCAAAACCAAAGUAAAUACACUAGCCAACCAAAGGGCGUAGUAAAACCAAAACCAAACCAAUUCCUCAAUUACUUUCGACAGUCAAGUGAAAACCGCUCUAUUUGAUUGUCAAUGUUGUAUUUAAAGUACUAAUUAGGGACACUACUUGCCCGAAAGUUUGUUUACACGGUUUAAGCGCCCCUACCGACUAAGCUAAUCCUGAUUGUCCUGAUUUCUAAUCGCACCUUCUAGCUAAAGCUCUCACGUUUGUAAAUCCACUUUUCAGAUAGAGAAGGAUGGUCACCUUUUGGAGCGGAUUGAACAGAGACAAACUGAGCGACAGCAGCGACUUAGAGACUACUGUGAGAAGCACGCUUCAAGCAGAAAUCGAAGCGAUCGAUACCAUCAUCCUGUCAUUGUUAACGAUGAGUACAAAGUAAUCUUCUGCUAUAUUCCCAAGGUGGCCUGCAGUCAAUGGAAACGUGUCUUUCUUGCUCUUGAUAACUGCAUCGAUGUGGAUGAUGUGCAUGAUAACAAACAUUAUAAAUUUCUCUUAUAUGAUUAUUCGGACGAGGAUAUUAAAGUGAGGCUAAAAUCUUACUUUAAGUUUCUUUUUGUUCGCGAACCACUCGAGAGGCUUUUGUCAGCCUACAAUAACAAGUUUGUAAACAAGCAAUGGCCUUGGAAAAUGAUUGAAAGUUAUAAAACAAAAAUUUUGGAAAGAUACAAACAAGAUGAACCUGGCUCUAACAGUUCUGACCAGGAUCUUACUUUUAAGAAGUUCAUUUAUUAUGUGAGUGAUGUUGGGUUUGAUCGAGAUGCACACUGGCGAUCGUACGGCCCAAUUUGUCACCCGUGUGAUAUAGAGUACGAUUUCAUCGGUCAUUUUGAGGACAUGACAGAAGAAGCACCUUAUAUCCUACGGCAAACAGGAAUAGAUCGGGUGGUGACCUUUCCCCCGUUUCUUACCCACAAUACUAGAAGUCAACUUCUUAAAAGCUAUGCCCCGAUACCCAAGGAGAAGAUCGCUCAGCUGGGUAAGGCCUUUGAAGAAGAAGACUUUGAACUGUUUAAUUACGAUUUUCCAGGGCCUCUAUCCGAUCUCAUGCACGAUUAA